GAAAUAAAUUCAUGUUUACCUUUAAUACAAACAUUAUUUACAAGCUACCAGAUUAUAUACCAAAUCUAAAUAUUGAAUUGUCAUCUCCUGAAAAAUUAAUACCUAAACAUAGACCACCAUAAAUUAAAAAAGAUCCUAUUUUAGAUGCACCAGAUGAAAUCAAAAAAUGGUUGGAAUAAAGAAGAAAAAGAUAUCCCAAUAAAGAUAAACCUUAAAUUGAUGAAAAUGCAUAAGAGCUUUCUAUUUUAGAAUAAAAAUUAAGAAAGAAAAUUUCAAUUUUAAGUGGCAGCAGUAGAAGAACAUAAAUUAAAGCAAAAUAGAUGAAAGAACUAUGUAAAGUUUUAACUGAAUCAAAAAGAAUUAAGAAGAAAUUAAACAAUGAACCUUUAGAUUAAAGUUCUGAUUCAGAAUCAAGUAAUCAAUAAGAAGAAGAUAAAAAAUUAGAUGAUAAAGAAUCAAUAUAAAAAGAAAUUUCAAAGCUAUAAAAAAAAUUAACAGAUACAAGACCAAAAGAAUAUUUUAAAAAGAUAAAAGAAGGAGGUGGAGAAUAAUAAUAGUUAACAAAGAUGGAAAAGUAAAUUAUCAAAAAGAAAAUUAAGGAUUUAAAGAUAUAACUGAAGUAAUUGAAUCCUGAAGCUGAAUAAGUUUAAGAAUAGUAAUAAGUAAAGAGAUAAGAAAAUACUUAGAGUUUAGAAGACCAUACUAAAGAGAUGAUAGGGAAUUUAGAAGAUUAGCAAGAGAAAAUGUAAUAUUUAAUAUAAUUAUUAUUAUAGGGAGAAUUUGUUAGAGGAAUCAUUGAAUUAUAGAGUAAAUCCAGCAAAUUUUAGGUAUAAGAGUAAUACUUUAUAUACAAAUAUGUUGAUUGGAGAAAUUUAUAGAGAAAGAUAAUAUAUUUUGUAGGCGAUUAGAUAUUUAGUAAAGGAGAAUUUUUUUGAAGAGAAAGGAUAGGAGGGAUUUGAAUGCAUAACAUCAGAAUCAGAGUAAGUAUAAGAAGAGAGUAGUGAAGAAGAAUAAGAAUUUAUGGAAGAAAACGAAGAAUAUUUUUGAGAUUUCAAUAAGAAAAUAGAAAAUAAAUAAUUAGAAAG
Paramecium sonneborni is the source of this 1085-nucleotide messenger RNA. The record is from the annotation of a GenBank genome assembly. Lineage: Eukaryota; Ciliophora; Oligohymenophorea; Peniculida; Parameciidae.